UAAAAUAUGCAUCCAUAUUUAAAUUGAUAGGGUAUGAAGGUAAAGUAUAAUACUUGGAGAAGGUCUACAAGAAGAGUCCAAGAGAAGCCAAGACCUAGUAACUAAGGAAAUAAUACCCUAGCUAAUGGCAUAAAGAAGGAAAGAAGACAAGAGCAAAAAGACAAGGCUGGGAGACAAGAGACAAGCCCAGGCACCUGACAUCAGCAAGGACAAGGGGCAGGGGGACACCCUCUGCCAAAAGGACUAUGAACAGUGUCAGAGAGUCUGAGGCGCCCGACCAGAGCAUUUAUGGCUUGGCAGGCGCCCAGACCACUACCUAAACCUCAAAUGUGUAUAAAUAGGAGUUCUCUCCUCAUAAAUGACAAUCUAUCUACUCUUACUAUUACUUCUCUCUACUUUCUCUCUCUAUAUACUUCUUCUCUUUUCUUACUUCUGACGAGGCGGGGCGCCUACCCCUUCAAGGUCAUGGCUGACGCCCCAAACCCCUUGGACCCGAGUGACGCCCAGUCGCCCGGGCUCAAACAAUUGGCGCCCACCGUGGGGCCAAGCAUGACUUUGAAAGACGCUUCCAACUCAAAGAAGGGGGAAGAAAGGAGUCCGGCACCAACAAAGACCCCUCUCAAGCAAGUGGUUGGUCGCGAAGCGAUCAACCCCCAACCGCUCACCAUCCAAGGCUUAGAAGCGUCCGACGACGACGACCCAUCAGGAGACGGAGAAGGCGCGGAGCGCCUGGAGGGGCAACUAGCGGAGCUUCGGAAAAAGCAAGCGCUUCAAAUGGCAAGCAUGCAAGGCCAACUAGACCAAGUCAUGACCGCGUUAAUGGCACUAACAAAGGUCAACGACCAGGCGCCUCCAAAUCCCCAAGAAGCCAUAGAGGAGAGGAGGCGCCUCCGAGGGAAGAUGCAGGAGGUUGAGGCGGCACCCACGAACUCCCCACGGGAGGGUGUGGGCGCCUCACCAAAUGAAGACGCAAUGGAAGCUGACACCGACAUCUACCUAGAGAAGUACGCCCGACUUAACAGGGCAUGACGCCUAUUAAAAGCUCGGAGGGUGGCGCUCAACAAACAAGAAAGAAUUCGCAAAAGAAAAAAUGACAGAGUAACAAAGACUGGGAGGCGCCUCCCUCGAUUAAAGAAAAGGCGCACGACGACGCCGCACCUGAUUCAAAAGAUCGCAAAGGGUGCACCUAAGAAAGACGAAGUAAAACUUACCUACGCAAGAUCAGAAGGCGCCUAACGAAUUGAAGGAACGAUGCCUGAAAAGAAAACCAAUAAUUUUAGAGAUGAGGACGCGGAGGCGCCUCCCCCGAUUGAAGAAGAGGCGCACGGCGACGCCGCCCCUGAUUAAAAAAUCACAAAGGGUGGCGCCUAGGAAGAAAGAAGGGUGGCGCCUACAAAAAUUGGGUACAAAAUAGAGCUACCUAAAUCGCAGGGGUGGCGCCGGCCAAGGAAAGCACUUAGAGAGGCACCGAAAGGAAGGGGAGCGGUCAAGUUGGGAGGGGGAAAGAGGAAAAUGAGAAGGAGCUUAAAUAAGAGGAGCAGAGAAGGAGGCGCACGGUUUCCAAAGUCGGCCGCCCCCAAAGCCCAAUCUACCCUACCUCUCCCCAAAAUUGCCUACCUUAAGCGCUUGAGGUGCCUCCUCGCCAAACUCGAAAGGAAACAAAGAUGAAAGAUGACAUUCAAGGACAUCUCUCGCAAAGGGCUCAAUCGGUGGAAAAUGAAUAAUCGAAGAGCCACCUCUACAUUCAAGGUUGCAGCAGGUGACAGGCACCUGACAAAAGGAAGAGGCGCCAGAGACAAAUGACUUGACAUUAUUUGACAAAUGCAGUCUAAGGGGAUAUUGGAAGAGCCAAACCUAACCUUGCAAGUCCAAGUAUCCCUCGUACGAAGGGAGGACCGAUCAUGAGGAUCACAUAAAAGAAAUAUUUUCGGAAGAUGCAACUACAUAUCCCUUACAAAGUGUCUCCCUCUACCUUCACCGAAAGAUGCAGGCAUGCAACAAUUGUGGGUCAAAACGAGCAGACACUGACAAUGAUCUCCUUGGUCAAUCUUAAAAAACAUAAAUAAAUAAA
Messenger RNA from Linum trigynum, 2071 nucleotides. NCBI's taxonomy places the organism in Eukaryota, Viridiplantae, Streptophyta, Magnoliopsida, Malpighiales, Linaceae. The record is from the annotation of a GenBank genome assembly.